Rosa rugosa (rugosa rose) is the source of this 944-nucleotide messenger RNA. RefSeq lists its product as uncharacterized. The record is from RefSeq and is a predicted model, not a curated record. Bases 69 to 623 code for a protein of 184 amino acids. The transcript has 5 exons. Lineage: Eukaryota; Viridiplantae; Streptophyta; Magnoliopsida; Rosales; Rosaceae.
AAAAAAAGACUAGGGCUGUGUGUGUUAGUAAAGACCAGAAGCUCCAAUUAGGGAAGAAGAAGAAGAAGAUGGCCAUGGAUGGCAGCAAUGCAGCAGCAGCAGCGGAGGAAUUGGCCGUGGGUUGCUUCGUCUCCAUCAAGACCACCUUGGGCGACGACUUCCAGGGCCAGGUCAUCACCUUCGACCGCCCCUCCAACAUCCUCAUCCUUCAAGAGGGUUUGAAAGGAGGGCCUAAGCGGAACAUCAGGCUACUCAAGGCCAACUAUAUCAAGGAGUUGAGCUAUUUGGGUCAAGCUGAAGACCCACUUGACAUUAAGAACUGUUACCUUGAUCUUAAUAGUCUCAGAGCCAGAGAGGAAUCAGCUAUCAGACAAGCAGAGGCAGAGUGUGAGAGGAUCGGGGUCGGUGUCACCAGCCAGGCUCAGAACAUUUUCGAUGCCUUGUCUAAGACGCUUCCAGUACGCUGGGACAAGACUGUCAUAGUUGUGAUGAAUGAGGUUCGUGUGAGCAGUCCAUAUCUCCCCGAGUCUGUCAGUGGAGGAACUCCUGCUGCCAAUGAUCGGGUGAAGAAAGUGCUUGAGUUGGAGAGGAGGAGGUUGCAAACUCGUGGUGGUGGUCAGUGAGGGUAAUGGUUUCACAUCUGCAUCUGAUUGCCUGAUAGGAAAAGACUUUUCCCUCAAGGGAUAAGUCAUUGUGGGUAUGUUUGUAUACUCGGCCUUCUCUGAGGGGAGCAUUAUUUUUUUUUUUAAGACAUUGGAAGGCCUGAAUCAAUCUAACAGAAGCAUAUCACUUGAUCUGUAGCUAUUCUGCUAUUCUUGCUAGUGCAGUUCAUUUCAUAUUUGUUGUGUUCUAUUAAGUGUUUAGAGAUUGAAUUUGACACCAUUAUGGUCAUACCCGUUGAAUAUUUGGAAUAGUGCUAUUUUGCUGUGCAUUUACCCGUUGAA